UACGUUUAAUCGACUCGAUUAAUAUUACUUGUGUUUAUACUGGUAGUGUUUUUCACGUGUAUAUUAAUUAUUUAAAAAAGUAGGCUACAGUUUAUUGGGAUAAAAGUUCACUUUAGCCUCUCAAUUGAGUUGCAGAUUAGUUUAGAUAUUAGUGUUUAUUACAAACAGAAGGUGAAUAUCUCCGCAGUGUCUGUAUUGUAGUGGCUUUAAAUGCGACAGGUUUGUGUUGUUGCUGUUGUUGAUGAUGUCUGUGGAGCAGAUGUGUUGUGUUGUAACUGUUUCUGAGAUCAUGUGCAAUGAGAAGCAGCAACAGCCGACUGUGAGCCCACUGAGCUGCAGUGGAGUGGUGAUAAACUAUCAGUCUGGACUUGUGCUCUGCAGUGGUCUGUUGUUUUCUCGGUUUUUAUUAGAUAAAGACUGUAAACGCCAAAACCCCAAUGUAUUAAGUGCGUCCAAAUUUAGUAACCAAAUCCAAGUUUUCAUAGAUCACGUAGAUGUUAAGGUAAACCAAUGCACAAGCAAGAGAUUCCUAACGAACGAGUGUCCAACGUGUCGUAAACCUGCUGAGCUGCUCACGAUGAUUAACUGUGUGGAGUUUCAGGUGGCUUUUCAAAAACUGUUCACUGACUCUGAACAGUGGAAGUUUACUGAUCUGGAUGAGGACGAUGAAAUUCUCUACGACUCGAAUUUCUUGAGUUGGUUUGCAGUGCUGCGGAUGACCACAGACACCCAAGUUGAUGCUGAUGCUGUGCCUUGGAUAAAGAGUACAGCGCUUGCAAAGGGAUGUUCUGUCCUGGCGUGUGGAUCUCCGUUCGGUUCGUUCUGUCCAGAUCUGUUCAUGAGUACACUGAGCAAAGGCAUCGUGAGCAACCUGGCUGGAGAGGACAAUGCGUUGAUUUUGACAGAUGCCCGCUGUCUGCCCGGCACUCAAGGAGGAGGCCUCUUUGUUAGUGAUGGAGACAAGCCGUAUCUUGUGGGUUUAAUCACUUCACCACUGUGUUGGAAGUCGAAUGAAUGGAUUGGUCUGACUUUAGUGUGUUCUCUGCAUUUAAUUUUAAAAAACAUAUCACAGGCUGUAACCCGUCAUCAGUCAUUGAGAGAGAUAUCAAUACACUCAAUCACUGAUAGCUCUCAUGCCCCAGCACCCCAAAACUCAGAAAAUGGAAAGUACCCAGUGGUGGUUGUGGUUGAAUCUGGACAAGUUUGGGGUUCUGGCAUUAUGUUAAGUCCAAAUUUGGUGUUAACAUGUAGACAUGUUGUGAAUGGGAGACAGUUUCUUAAAGUCACUCUCAACACUAGUCAAAGAGCUCAGACUGUGAGUAGCACAGUACUGUAUUCUACAAAGGAAACUUCUCCUUAUGAUGUAGCCUUUGUGCAGCUUCAGGAAUCUUUUCCUCAUGUCAUGGUGCCACAGAUAACCACCGUUUUUUUGCCUGGUGAGGAUGUGCUUGUACUGGGUUAUGGAGGUUUAGGGAAGACCUGUGGCCCCUCACUGACUUCAGGGAUACUGUCCAGAGUUGUCCAAUUGCAAAACAAGCCAGUGAUGUUACAGACAACGUGUGCAGUGAAUUGCGGAGCCAGUGGUGGGGCUGUUGUCCGUGCCAAUACGGGCGAGUUGUUAGGUAUUGUGGCCAGUAAUACAAGAGAUUUUGCAGCUAAGGUUACAUAUCCCCAUUUAAACUUCAGCAUCCCAGUUUCUGUGCUGGAACCUCUUCUGAGACGCUUUGCACAGACGCAAGACCCUGCUGUCUUUCAGGAAUUGGACAGCGUGGACCAGGAGGUUAGGAGAGUGUGGAGACUUCAGAUUCCUCAAAGCAAGCUGUGAAUUCUACAUUUCCUAAAUGGAAUUAACAAACCGCCUACUCCAGUCAUUUUAAUUCCUGAACUUACAGUCUACUGGAAAAAUAGGAAGAAAAUGAAAAUAAAUUUUAAAGGUUAUUGAUUGCAGGAUAUUUUGUCUGCUUGAACAGAACGUGUAUCAUUUAAUUCUAUGUGGACAUCAAAUGUAAUUAUAAUUGAUUAGUAUAAGGACUAAUACUAUAAGCUAUUGUGCAAACUGCUAGGAAAAGCUUUUUAAAUCAAUUUUGCUUUUAUCUUUUUGCGUUUCAUAAAAUUGAUGAAUGAAUUUUACUAUAUUUCAGUGUUUUGAUAAUACUUUUUUAACUAGUACCAUAUUACAACUAUGGCAAACUCAAUGAAUUCAGAGAGCUACUUGUUUUGCUGUACACUGGUGCUAUGUUAAUCUUUCCACGAUGUUAAUCAAUGCUAAACAGGUACUAGCUACCAAUUAACAUUGAAUUUUUAGUAAAUAUUUAUAAAAUAAUAUGGUUUAAGUGUGAGUCUGUGUACAUAAGGUAGUGUAAGAAAGCAAAGUACAAUUCAGUAUUAAAUGCAACUCUGUGUGA
This is a messenger RNA of Tachysurus fulvidraco (yellow catfish), 2405 nucleotides long. It is a transcript of the gene tysnd1, whose product is annotated as trypsin like peroxisomal matrix peptidase 1. Bases 242 to 1825 code for a protein of 527 amino acids. The transcript is spliced from 4 exons. Lineage: Eukaryota; Metazoa; Chordata; Actinopteri; Siluriformes; Bagridae. Gene Ontology annotation, molecular function: serine-type endopeptidase activity. Gene Ontology annotation, cellular component: peroxisome. The record is from RefSeq and is a predicted model, not a curated record. Gene Ontology annotation, biological process: protein processing; regulation of fatty acid beta-oxidation.